Molecule: messenger RNA, 612 nt
Organism: Pyricularia pennisetigena
Lineage: Eukaryota; Fungi; Ascomycota; Sordariomycetes; Magnaporthales; Pyriculariaceae
Exons: 1
Coding region: 1-612 (203 amino acids)
Source: RefSeq, a predicted model, not a curated record
AUGCAGUUCAAGAACAUGCUCCUCCUGGCUUCUGCCACCAGCAUCCUGGCCGCCCCCACCACCCUCGAUGCGCCAGUCGCCAACGUUGACUCGGUGGUUCCCGCCAUCGAGUUCGGCACCGCCGGCCACAUCGAGACCCCGACGGCAGCCGACGAGCCCGAACGCAGCCUCGUCGAGCGCCAGGCCAUCUCGGGCGCCAUCAUCGGGGCCCUGACGCCCGUCCUCCAGGACCUGGCCACCAAGGCCGUCGACGAGGCCAUCAAGCAGGCCGGCAACUUCAUCAAGGACCUGCGCAACUGGACGGCCGCCCGCGAGGCCUUCACGCAGGCCACGGUCCGCGAGAUGUGGAACAGCAACCCCGACCCGGCAAAGUACCCGGCCGUCGUCUGCUACAACAAGGGCUAUCACCUCGAGAGGCCCGAGGGCAUCGCCGGCUGGACCAAGGUCGAGCUCAAGACCGGCCUCCUCCACACCGACUACGACUGCAUGUACAUGGAGGCCAACAACAACUUCUACACCUGGUCCGACGGCGGCUACAUCAACUACGCCUUCGGCAUCGACAGGAACCGCUGCGAGUAUGAUCGCUCCACUGGCGACAUCCUCUGCAGGUAA